Ogataea angusta is the source of this 681-nucleotide messenger RNA. RefSeq lists its product as uncharacterized. The transcript has a single exon. The record is from RefSeq and is a predicted model, not a curated record. Gene Ontology annotation, biological process: transcription initiation at RNA polymerase II promoter. Gene Ontology annotation, cellular component: nucleus; SAGA complex; transcription factor TFIID complex. Bases 1 to 681 code for a protein of 226 amino acids. Lineage: Eukaryota; Fungi; Ascomycota; Pichiomycetes; Pichiales; Pichiaceae. Gene Ontology annotation, molecular function: promoter-specific chromatin binding; RNA polymerase II general transcription initiation factor activity.
AUGAGUGACGAACAUCCAGAACAGCAGGGCAACCUGUUCAGUGCUCAAGACGUGGAGGAGCUCGGCGAUGACGACCAAUUGGACGAGGAAAUGGUCGAAGACGUGGGAAACAACCCUAACGAAGAGCAACAACAACAGGAACUAGAAGAAGACCCGGCCCUGGCAAAAAUGCCUCCCAUUUUGCCCCAAUUCCCUGACCUCACCAGAAGCGACAAGACGCUCGAAGAGGUGCUGCAAAUGAUGGACGACGAGGAGUUCACACCAAUCAUCCCAGACAGUGUCACGGACUACUAUCUAGCCAAAAACGGGUUCCAGACAUCGAACGUGAAAAUCAAAAGGCUUCUGGCGCUGGCGACACAGAAGUUUGUGAGCGACAUUGCUACGGACGCAUACGAGUACUCCAGAAUCAGAUCGAACACAGCUGUGUAUAACUCGUCCAAUCCGCACGUCAGGGCCCGUGCCCUGAUGAUGGCGACAUCGAACAUGGCCAAUGCGCCAGAUGAGUCGGUGGAGAACGGUGUUCAGGGAGCAUCUGGUUCUGCUGGCGAAGGCCAGUCCAGCACGGCAUUAGGUGGUGGCAGUCAACAGCACAACCAGAAAGUUACUCUGACGAUUGACGACCUCAGCAGCGCUUUGGACGAGUAUGGCCUCAACAUCAACAGACCGCAAUUUUACAGGUGA